GUUGGACUCAGUCUCGCAGCUGCUGGUCCCAGAACUGGAUCUGAACACCGUCAGGCUGAUUCGGUUCGUACAAUUGGCGGACAAAGUUCUGGUAGGCCCUCUGUUGUCUCUCAUCAACUCUGCUAACGCCCAUUAAAAAUGGGUGACUGGAGUGCUCUGGGUCGUCUGCUGGACAAGGUCCAGGCCUACUCUACUGCUGGGGGAAAAGUGUGGUUAUCGGUCCUCUUCAUCUUCAGGAUCCUGGUCCUUGGUACUGCAGUGGAAUCAGCCUGGGGAGAUGAACAGUCUGCCUUCAGAUGUAACACUCUGCAGCCUGGUUGUGACAAUGUCUGCUACGACAAAUCCUUCCCCAUCUCCCACGUGCGCCUCUGGGUCCUACAGAUCAUCUUUGUGUCAACGCCCACACUCCUCUACCUGGCUCAUGUCUUCUAUCUGAACAGGAAGGAACAGAAACUCAAUAGGAAGGAGGAGGAGCUUAAAGCAGUGCAAAAUGAUGGAGGCGAUGUUGACAUACCACUGAAGAAAAUUGAGUUGAAAAAGCUCAAGUAUGGCAUUGAAGAACAUGGCAAAGUGAAGAUGAAGGGUGCUCUGCUCAGAACCUAUAUAGUCAGUAUUUUCUUCAAAUCAACAUUCGAGGUGGGUUUCCUGCUUAUCCAGUGGUACAUGUAUGGUUUCAGCCUCUCUGCAGUCUACACCUGUGAGAGGUCCCCAUGCCCACAGAAGGUGGAGUGUUUCCUUUCCCGACCCACAGAGAAGACUGUCUUCAUCAUUUUCAUGCUGGUGGUAUCCAUGGUUUCCCUGCUGCUUAACAUCAUUGAACUUUUUUAUGUGUUUUAUAAGAGGAUCAAAGAUCGUGUGAAGGGCAGACAGCCGCCCACUCUCUACCCAAGUGGAGGCACCCUGAGCCCCACCCCUAAAGACCUGUCCACCACCAAGUAUGCCUACUAUAACGGCUGUUCUUCCCCAACUGCCCCACUCUCCCCCAUGUCCCCCCCAGGCUACAAGUUGGCCACAGGGGAGAGGGGAACCGGCUCAUGUCGUAAUUAUAAUAAGCAGGCCAAUGAGCAGAACUGGGCCAAUUACUCCACAGAGCAGAACCGGCUUGGCCAGAAUGGUGGAGGAAGCACUAUUUCAAAUUCCCAUGCACAAGCCUUUGACUUCCCCGAUGAUACCCACGAGCAUAAGAAACUGUCGUCAUCAGCAGGACAUGAGCUGCAGCCGCUAGCAUUGAUGGACGCCAGGCCCUGUAGCCGGGCCAGCAGCAGGAUGAGCAGCCGAGCCAGGCCAGAUGACCUGGACGUGUAAGCCCUCGUUCUUCCUCCUCCCACCUCCAGCCAGAUAAUCAGGAAACACUCCAAUCACAUAGGUUCAUACAAGAGGUGGGAUUAACCUUAACCACUGUCGUUAGCAUAGAGAGAUUCUUAGUCAAUCAAAGACACAUUAAAAUAUAAUAUUAUUUAACACUCUCAGAGUUAAUAGUUUUUAAGAAACUUUUACCAAAACAAGUGGAGCUAACCCAGCUGUAAGAGAACAGAACUGCUUCAACAAUGGUGCAGUCCAACUUAGGCACUCCAUUGAACCAGCUACUGAUCACUUCAACACACACCCAGUUUGCCCAAUAUUAUGGUUGGGCGAUAAAACAAUAUCAAAAAUUAUCGCGAAAUAACUUUCCUUGAAAGAAAUUUAAGACAUGUUGAUAUAACGUCAAUAGAAAUCAUCCCAUUCAUGUUUUGACGAACAACACAAACAGCCAGUGGUAAGGAGCAUAGCGCCAUGCCGAACCAAUCAUGUGGGUGGAAUAGAGUUACAACCACCACAUCAAGUUAGGUUAGGCAGUUAGGUAGCACACAUGCUAAUGUUUGAGCUCCUGCAGAGAGGUGGAGUACUCUGCAUCGUUACAGUGACUGAACAUAAUCAAUUUUUCAGCUACGUUCAUAGUUUUAGUGGGUUUCCACCACUGAAUAAUUAUAACAACGCUGCUUCAGGAUCAGGACAGACGCUCAUUAAAGGCCUGAUGUUACACACACGUAUACUCCCGCAGACAGAAGUUCCUCCCACAGAUUAUGACGUGAGGCAUUUUUUUAACUUGCAAAAGAACCAACGCCCAGUUUAUCCAAGAACAUAAAUAUGAAUUCAGCAGGUUUUUAAAAAGAUCAGUUCUAUGUGUGAGUGAUAUGAAAACAUCAAAGGAGCUUGUCACUUGUUGACCAGUGGAGAAAUGUGCCUCAGUGCAGUGGCGCUGAUUUAAGUUAAGAUAAGAUAAGAUAAGAUAAACUGGAAAUUCAGUUGUUACAGCAGCAGGCUGUACAUUAUAUAUACCUUUUCACUGUAGUUGUUUGUAUGAAAUGUUAUAAGUAAAGUGCAGUGGCACAGGAUGAUUGUACAAGCAAGUAAAAAUCUGUUUUGUGCAUUAACAAACAUUUGUAGAAAAACAUUGUACAUAAACACAAAUGUGCAAAAAAAUUAUUUUCUGGUCAUUUGAUUUAUAUUGCGAUAUAAUCGAUAUGGACAUAUAUUUUUUUUCCAUAUCACCCAGCUCUACAAAGUAUACAUCCGAAACUCCUAAUUCAGCCAAAUAAUCCAAACCAUGUAAUUUGUCCAUUCUGACCACAGGCUUCAACCAGUUUAGUAUAACAAUAAAACUGAAUUGUUUGUAUUGCUUUCCAAAAUAACUCAUACAAAAGUUAUUUUGUCUAAUCACCCUGUGGUGAAGUAACUAAAACUACCUAGUUGAGUUUUUAGGAUGUAUUUUAUGGUUGCAAACAAAUGCUGAGUUUUGUCAAUCUGCUAAAUGAUGUCACCUUAGAGAGGGCAGUCAGUUACUCGCACAUCACAGCAGGUCUCUUCUGGGUAACAUUUAAACAUAGGUCAGGUAAGGUCAGUCCCUUGCUUAUAUAUAAACCUGUGUGAUCAAGUGCCUCUACUGAUAUUGUUUGAUGGUCUCAGCCACACUUGCAGUGAGUUGCUCUUACGGUUUGUUUCUGUAAUAAAGAGAAGUGUAUAUGUAAAUCAACAUUAUUAAUAUUUUUGUUUGAACUUAGAUCCUAAUUGUCUUAACCCAGUUCUCAAUUUAAAUCACAUUAGUCUCUGAAUUUACAAGGAUGGGACUUGUUGUGUUGAAAAAUGUGUUUAGCAUUUGGCUCAUCCUUUGCAUGUAAGUCAGGGUUUUAAGGAUAAUGAUUUAUAUCAGUUGUAGUGAAUAUUUAUUUCUUGCCAUCUAUAGGACACGUACUACUAGAAAGAAUUGACUACUAUCCAGUUUCUCAUACUGACAGAAAACAUCAACAUCAACUCCCCAACAACUGUAUAUUUAUUGACAGUAAAAAAAGAUGUUUUUUUUUAUUAGUAACUUGGACUGUUGUUUCCUGAUAAACUUUGAAUUUAUGUGGUCUUAUGUCUUCAUUUUUUUGUUUUAUAUGUUUUUUGCGAGUGUGAGAGAGGCAGGGCUAAGGGUUCAGUCUUCUGUUGGAAGUAAACUCAUCUGCUUGUUUGUGGGUUCCGUUAAGAAGACCUUAUUAGUGUCAUUAAUCCAUCAUGUGUGUUCUCUUUUUUCAUCAGUUAUGGGUGUUGGAGAAAGACAAUAGAAUGAUUAUCUGUGUUUUCCAUUUUUUUAAUGAAUAAUUUCUUCAUUCUGUAGGUAAUGUUUUGAUUUCAGACUGUUGUUACCCUUGCUGCUUGAGAAAUAGAUAUUUAGUACUGUACAUCAAGCUAAUUUUGAGUUUUUAGAAGAUAGAUCUGGACUAAUAUUUAGUCACCUAUAUCAAAACAUAUGCCAAUGUAGCUUCACAACUACACAACAGUAGUUUAAAUCUCAAUUUGGGCUUCCUUUCUCUUUACUGUCAUUUUUAAAUUGUCAAUUGUGCAUCACUUUGUCGGUACUUACAUAUGUCAUGGAUCUUUCAGCUACAAUGGCAUUGCACUGAGAUGUAAUAUGAUGCACACAAAGUGUUAAGAGUUUUCUGAUACACACGCUACUAAUUUAUUUUAUAACACAAAAUCACUACAGUGCAUAAUAUCAGACAUCUGACACCAGUGGUUUCAUUGAUUCUGAUAGAACAGGAGCAGUAGUCAUUUGUUGCAGUUAUUCAGACAAUGCUAAUCCAUGGGGAUCCACUGUUGUACAGUGUAAGUGCAUGAUCCAUUAAAACCCAUUACUUGUACCGGAGAAGAGCAAUUUUAACCAAUAAAUAUUUUCUUUCUUAAUUACUGA
This is a messenger RNA of Paralichthys olivaceus (Japanese flounder), 4210 nucleotides long. RefSeq names its product gap junction protein alpha 1b (gene gja1b). Gene Ontology annotation, molecular function: gap junction channel activity. Gene Ontology annotation, biological process: heart development; cell-cell signaling; cell communication by electrical coupling. Lineage: Eukaryota; Metazoa; Chordata; Actinopteri; Pleuronectiformes; Paralichthyidae. Gene Ontology annotation, cellular component: connexin complex. The record is from RefSeq and is a predicted model, not a curated record.